CUAGGAGUAUCAGGAGUACCUAAAUCCAUAACACUAUGGCAGGAUGCUCCGCAUAUCGGCGGGACUCGCGAUGGCUAAUCCUGUUUGUGGUUGCAGUUGCUAUGGUUAUGGAUUACAUUCUCUUCACUAUUGUAGCUCCAAUCGCCCCAGCUUUACUUUAUGACACUGAGUAUGGGAACAGAAACACAACUGUACUGCUUAACAACUCCUCUGGUUCUUCAUUGUACCGCGACUCGAUCAUUAACAAUACAGAGAGUGCUGGAAAUCAAACCCAGUGCUACGAGGAGAAGGACUAUUUAAAUGAAGAGAAUGUGCUAGUGGGUCUCCUCCUUGCUAUUAAAGCCUUGCUGCAGCUUCUGACAAACCCCAUAGUGGGCAAAAUUAUUAACAGAACUGGAUAUGAUGCCCCAUUGUUUUGUGGCACUAUUAUUAUGUUCCUCUCCACUCUCAUGUUUGCCUUUGCCGAUUCCUAUGCCUUUCUCUGUGUGGCCAGGGGGUUGCAGGGAAUUGGAUCAUCUUUUACUGCUGUGCCAGCUCUGGGCAUGCUGGCACAUGUGUUUCCAGAUGAUGCCGAAAGAGGGAAAGCCAUGGGUAUAGCUUUGAGUGGUGUUGCCAUUGGGGUGCUUGCGGGGCCUCCUUUUGGUUCUGCCAUGUAUGAGUUUGUUGGAAAGUCUGCUCCAUUUCUAGCUAUAGCAGCAUUGGCUCUUCUUGAUGGAGUACUACAGCUUUGUAUACUUCGACCUACAAGAUUCUCCACAGUGGAUGUUCCUGCAACACCCUACAAAAAUCUUCUCAUGGAUCCUUACAUUUUGGUGGCAGCAGUGGGUCUCUGUAUCUGUAAUCUUACUUUUGGCAUGCUGGAGACAACUUUACCUAUUAGAAUGAUGGAAACCAUGUGUGCCCCCCGAUAUCAACUUGGACUGUGUUUUCUACCCUGUAUUGUCGCAUAUUUCAUUUGUCUGAAUGUAUUUGCGGAGCUUGCACAAAAAAUUGGGAGCGCUGCACUGGGAAUUGGCUUUGGAAUGAUGGAGACAUCAGUAAUGCCACUCAUGGCACAUCUGGUAGACUUACGGCACACUUCUAACUAUGGGGGCAUAUACGCCAUCUCUGAUAUUGCUCUGUGUAUUGGUUAUGCACUGGGCCCGUCAUGUGGAGGAGCCAUUGCCAAGGCUGUUGGGUUCAAAUGGUUAAUGAUUAUAUUAGGUAUAAUAAACCUUGUUUUUGCGCCUCUCUUCAUUCUACUGCGCAACCCACCUGGAAAAGAGGAGACGAAGCCUUUACUAAGCCUUAAGGAGAAGCCCGACUCAUGCUAAACACAGCUUCCCAGAUUUGUGCCUCACACAUCAGUGGCGAGGGGGUUAACUCUAUACUAAGGACAAACCUGCUGAUGGACAACAAUACUCAUUUAGAAAAAUGAAGCAUUGCUGCUUGUCUCUUGUUUUAUCCCUUACGAGCUUAAAACUGACUCAUAUUUGGUAAUUAUUUAUUUAUGUACACAUAGGACAUAUGUUCCGGGCCACCAGCCUCUUGGUUCUAUUUAGGAUAGAAAUCAUCUUUGUCAAGGUGCAAAAACCUAAAUUGUUAGUUUCUAUUGUAGUUUGAUCAUUUUAGCCUGUGCAAUUUUGUUUUCCCAAUUGGGUAAUAUUUGUUUCUCUGGAGCUUAAACCUUUUCUUCUUUAAAUGACUUAGUGUCAUCGCCAUGGUGGCCAAGUGUAAAGGAAACCUGCUUUUUGUGAAAGAAAUGGGAUAAGAAAUUCUAAUACAGGUAUGGGACCUAUUAUCCAGAAUGCUUGGGACCUUUCUGGAUGAGGGAACUUCCUGUAAUUUAUAUUUCCAUAUGUUAAGUCCACAAAAAAAAUGUAAACACGAAUUAAACUGAAUUGGAUAUGUGUAUCCUCCAAUAAGGAUUCAUUAUAUCUUAAUUGGGAUCAAAUACAAGGUACUGUUUUAUUGCUACAGAAAAAAGGAAAUCAUUUAAAAAACAAAUUGUAUUAUUUGAUUAAAAUGGUGUCUAUGGCAAAAGGGCUUUCUGGAAAGUAGGUUUCCGGAUAACAGAUCACAUAUGUAUACUACACUGCUGCUGUCCAUCUGCCCUGCUGUGAUGAUUUGAUACCUGCUACUUCCCCGCUCUCCCUGCUUUGCAGGGCAGUAGAUCCCACCAUCUUUGCUAUCUAUACAAUGGAAUAUAAAUGUUGUGUGUUA
Molecule: messenger RNA, 2202 nt
Organism: Xenopus tropicalis (tropical clawed frog)
Lineage: Eukaryota; Metazoa; Chordata; Amphibia; Anura; Pipidae
Gene: slc18a1.3
Product: novel solute carrier family 18 (vesicular monoamine) slca18 protein
Biological process (GO): proton transmembrane transport; serotonin uptake; transmembrane transport
Cellular component (GO): membrane
Molecular function (GO): transmembrane transporter activity
Source: RefSeq, marked provisional